Necator americanus (New World hookworm) is the source of this 672-nucleotide messenger RNA. RefSeq lists its product as uncharacterized. Lineage: Eukaryota; Metazoa; Nematoda; Chromadorea; Rhabditida; Ancylostomatidae. The record is from RefSeq and is a predicted model, not a curated record. The transcript has 2 exons. Bases 1 to 672 code for a protein of 223 amino acids.
AUGCUGAUCACUUUUGCGGAGGCUAGCUCUGGAGCAAUGGCAGCGUGUGUAUACCUGCGCUCGGACGACGCUGUGAACUUGCUGAUGGCUAAAGGAAAACUGCCUCCGCUAGAUUCAAAGCUCUCUUCGACUGUGACGAUACCUCGCGUACUGAUUCUGUCGGAUUCCGAAAUCGCGUUAAACUGGAUCAAGUCUACCACACGACAUGACGUCGGACCCUUUGUGAAAAAUCGAGUCACGGAAGUUAGGAAAAUCAUGACUUCUCUCAAGAAGUCAGGAUACCAAGUACAAUUCGGUCAUUUUUCGUCAGAAUGGAACCCUGCUGACUGUACAACUAGAGGACUCGACAAGCAAUCAUUGUCAAACCAUUUCUGGUGGAAUGUACCAUCUUUCCUACAAAACUCAUCAGAAACCUGGGACAAGACAUACAAGGCGGUUACUAUUGAAAAAGCGAUAGGAGAUUAUUUGGAUCCCAUCACUAUAAGUACCUCCUCCGUUAGCAACGCCACUUCACUUGCUCCUAGUUGGGACAAGGAUUUAUUCCAUAGGAGGCCGAUCAGAAACAUGUCAGUAGUGAGAAGAAUCGCUUUGUCGCUUCAUUCGAGUUCUUGCCCAACGUGUGAAUGCCACAAGAAUCUCUCGUAUGAAGCUCUCACGAUUGUUGCGCAUUGA